This is a messenger RNA of Manis javanica (Malayan pangolin), 2873 nucleotides long. It is a transcript of the gene GRB2, whose product is annotated as growth factor receptor bound protein 2. Lineage: Eukaryota; Metazoa; Chordata; Mammalia; Pholidota; Manidae. Gene Ontology annotation, molecular function: protein binding. The record is from RefSeq and is a predicted model, not a curated record.
GACGAAGAGCGGAAGCGAGGCGGCUGUACUGUUUCGGUGACCGGGCGGCGGCGGCGGCGACGAAGACUGUGUUGGUGUCGGCGGCCGGAAUAGGCGCUGCCCUCGGGAAGCAGCAGCGGGGUCGGCGGCCGCUCGCAGUGCUGCGAAGGGGCGGGCCGGGCGCAGAGCGGAGCAGCUGCGCCACGGGUGGCAUUGUGUGUCCCGGAGUGCAGGAGCGAGUUCCAGAGGAGAGGCGAGCCUGAUCCCAGAGCGCUGGGUUGCUUCAGCAGGGAAGCCUCCCUUCCCCCUGCUUUAGGCUGCUGACACUGAGCAGCGCUCAGAAUGGAAGCCAUCGCCAAAUAUGACUUCAAAGCUACUGCAGACGACGAGCUGAGCUUCAAGAGGGGGGACAUCCUCAAGGUUUUGAAUGAAGAAUGUGAUCAGAACUGGUACAAGGCAGAGCUCAAUGGGAAAGACGGAUUCAUUCCCAAGAAUUACAUAGAAAUGAAACCACAUCCGUGGUUUUUUGGCAAAAUCCCCAGAGCCAAGGCAGAAGAAAUGCUUAGCAAACAGCGGCAUGAUGGGGCUUUUCUUAUCCGAGAGAGUGAGAGUGCUCCUGGGGAUUUCUCCCUCUCUGUCAAGUUUGGAAAUGAUGUGCAGCACUUCAAGGUGCUCCGGGAUGGAGCCGGAAAAUAUUUCCUCUGGGUGGUGAAGUUCAAUUCUUUGAAUGAGCUGGUAGAUUAUCACAGAUCUACAUCCGUCUCCAGAAACCAGCAGAUAUUCCUCCGGGACAUAGAACAGGUGCCACAGCAGCCGACGUACGUCCAGGCCCUCUUUGACUUUGACCCCCAGGAGGAUGGAGAGCUGGGAUUCCGUCGGGGAGACUUUAUCCACGUCAUGGAUAACUCAGACCCCAACUGGUGGAAAGGGGCUUGCCACGGGCAGACCGGCAUGUUUCCCCGCAAUUACGUCACCCCCGUGAACCGGAAUGUCUAAGAAUGAAGAAGAGAUUAUUUAAAGAAAGUGAAAAAUUGUAAACACAUAACAAAAGAAUGAAACCCACAAGCUGCCUGUGACAGCAGCAGCCUGUGAGGGAGCUCAGAAGGCCUGGCUGGGUCACUCGGUGAUCCUCUCACUUUGGUUGGAACUUUGGGGGGUGGGGAGGGGGCGUUGGAUAUAAAAAUGCCAAAACUUAACUAUAAAUUAAGAGAAGAAUUUUUAUUAUAAAUUUUCACCACUGCUCCUGUUUCUCCUCCUUUGUCCUUUUUUUCAUCCUUUCUCUCUUCUGUCCAUCAAUGCAUGCAUGACAUUUAAUGCCACAUAGAGUCCUAGCUGAUGCCAAUAAUAAAAGAAACCAAGUGGGCUGGUAUUUUCUCUAUGCAAAAUGUCUGUUUUAGUCAGAAUGACUGAAGAACAGCCACUUCUGUGUCCCCAGAGUAUUACAAAAGCAGAGGGUAGGGGAGCAUGAGGCCUUUGCUAUGUAGCUUCUGCUAGAGGGGAGUGCAAGUAGGAAUCUGCCUCCCACCCCAACCCCCAGUGGAUGUUGUCAAAGCUGGAAAUAGUGCGGGGAUCAGAGGAAGAAGUGUCGCCCCUCAUGGCUUCCUGAGUCAGGCUCAACACCUUUGUCUCUUUUCUGCAUUGUUUUCCCUUCCAAGUGGUAUUAUUGAGCAUGUUUUUCAUAGUGCCUUUUUCCUUAUUUCAUGGUUGCUUAUGAGUGGUGUUUUUUAUUUGUUCUGUUUUAAAAUAAGUUAAAGACAGUCCAGAGCUUUUCAGCCAAUUUGUCUCCCACUCUGUAAAUAUUUUUCCCUCAUGGGGAGGGGAAACAGGGUGGCGAGGAGGCAAGCAGAAGAGGAUGUGGGUGUUCCGCCCGCCCUACAGCCAGAAAUCUUUAAGGUUCAGCUUUAAUAGGUGUCAGCCCUCUGGAGUUCAAGGGAGCCCGGUGCCCAGGCAUCUGGAGUCACUGCACUGGGUACAGAGCGACCAGCUGCCUAGGGAGGAGGAGGGGUUACAGUCCUUCCCACAUCUGACCUGCUUUGGCUGGAAGGGUCCCCCGCCUCCUUAACUCUGGAGACCCCCAGACACACAUCCCUGGAGCCACCAAGUUUCAAAUACAGGAAAGCCCACAGAGCUUAAACUGUCACCUUUGAACUGUAUCAAGUUAUACUGUAUCCCUACGCUGGGGUAGAAAAUGAGUUUUCGUUUUUGUUGAUCUGAAAAUAAGGGGGUAUCCGUUCAUGGCUUUCACCUUCCAUGCCCCCCACCUCUCCUGCCCCAGUGAGCGGCUUUCAAGCAGCAGCUGGGUGCUCGUGUCUCCAUGGACAGGGACUGUUCAUAGUUAAUACCACCCUACCCCUUGAAAAGGAAAUGUCUCUGAAUCAGGAGGUGGAAGGCAUAGGAAGGCUGAGUGCAUUGCGGAGCUCUUGUCGGACGCCUGUUAGCUUCUUGUCUCUCACAGUGAUGUGCUUUUGAACUUUCCACCCAGUCUCCCUCCCACAACAAAAAUGGGGCCACCUGGGAACUGGUGACAGCCGUCAGGCCCUGAAGUGGUCGGUUGGGGUCCCCCUGGACUCUGGUUAUGGAGGUGGGCCUGGAGCACCCAGAGGCGCGUGUGGCACCGUGCUUCUGGACAGGCCGUUCCGCCCCUCCUCGCUCCCUUGCUGAGAGCUAGCUGCUCCUUUCCUCGCUGGUGAUGAAAGGAAUCUGGCAUUCUACCCCUGGACCAUUUGAUUGUUUUAUUUUGGAAUUGGUGUAUAUCAUGAAGCCUUGCUGAACUAAGUUUUGUGUGUAUAUAUUUAAAAUGUUUAAAUAAAGACCUAUGUACUUAAUCCUUUAACUGCAGAUAGCAUUUGGUAGGUAGUGAUUAACUGUGAAUAAUAAACAUACAAUGAAUUCUC